Molecule: messenger RNA, 1775 nt
Organism: Mytilinidion resinicola
Lineage: Eukaryota; Fungi; Ascomycota; Dothideomycetes; Mytilinidiales; Mytilinidiaceae
Product: putative MFS monocarboxylate transporter
Exons: 3
Coding region: 82-1545 (487 amino acids)
Biological process (GO): transmembrane transport
Cellular component (GO): fungal-type vacuole membrane
Molecular function (GO): transmembrane transporter activity
Source: RefSeq, a predicted model, not a curated record
CUUGUAAUACUCGUUCUUGGGCGACAAGCAGCUGCCUACCGCACUCUCAAUUCCUUCAUUGCGUGAGAAGCUGGAAAUAUUAUGGCGUUACCAAGCUCAAGGGUGCCUCACGAGGGCAUGGAGUUACAAAACAUGCCUGCUGAGUUACACAUUUCCCAACAGACGUCAAGGAAUGGAUCUGCCUACGUAUCUUCAUUGAACCCGACAUUAGAAGAACGACAAUCGCCUCGAAAUCAAAGAAGAGCCAUCCUCACCGUAAUCGCGGCCUUCACUCUCACCUUCACAGGCUGCGGCCUCAACUUCGCAUUCGGCGUCUAUCAAGAGCUCUACGAAACCCUCGACGGCCCCUUCUCCCACGCCAGUCCCGCAGCCAUCGACCUCAUCGGCACUCUCGCCGUCAGCCUUAUGACCAUCUGCUCCCCACUAGCCACCGCUUGGACUAAAGCCUACUCCCCUCGGACUAUGACCCUUAUUGGCGGCAGCAUCUUUCUCCUUGCCAACGUCCUCGCCUCAUUCGGCCAACAGCUCUGGCACUUCCUCUUAACGCAAGGUGUGAUGCUCGGCUGUGGAACCUGCUUAACCUUCAUCCCCGCCAUGACCAUCGCGCCAGGAUGGUUUGACGGACGCCGCGGCUUCGCUAUGGGCAUCAUCCUCAGCGGGACUGGUGUCGGUGGCGUCGUGUGGGCGCCAGCACUGCGCUCCCUCAAUGCCUCUAUCGGAUUCCGCAACACCCUUCGUUUGACCGGAGGCAUCGCGUUCAUUCUCAUCUGCACCGCUGCAUUCGUAUUGAAAUGGGACCCAGAUAGUGAGAGACGUAUUGCGGUUGAGUAUCCACCAACCUCCUCUACGUCUUUCGGAGCAAGAUUCAUACAUGUCAGAAUUCCGCUUGUCAACUGGCGGAUUGCGCGCUCGAAAAUCUUCGUUGCGGAAGCGCUGGGCGCGAUGCUGCAAGCUGCGGCGUAUUAUACCCCCGUUUAUUUCUUCUCGUCCUAUGCGAGGACGCUUGGAUAUAGUGCUGCCAGCGGUGCCAGUUUCAUCGCCAUCUCGAACGCCUCCUCUGCUAUGGGCAAGGUCGUACUGGGCUACAUUGCGGAUCGGACCGGACGGCUCAACACGCUCCUGGUGUGCACUAUCAUCAGCGCUAUUUCCGCGUUGGGUCUGUGGUUCCCAUCAACCUCAGCGGCCGUCGGCGAGGGGCAGAAGGCGAAAUCCCUCUUCAUCGCGUUCACAAUCUUAUACGGCAUCUUUGCAGGCGCAUACGUCUCGCUGUUCCCAACAGUCCUCGUCGAGUUAUUCGGAGUCCAGCAUUUCGCAAGCGUGAACGGAUUCCUGUACAUGGUCCGCGGAUUCGGCACGCUACUUGGCACGCCGAUUGCUGGUGCGCUCAUCCAUUCGUCUGGAGCGAGAGUCUCGACGGGCUUUGGGCAUAAGGCGAUGGAUUAUACGAAGCCGAGUGUUAUGGUGGGCUCGUUGCUGGCGGCUGCGACGGUGAGUGUGUUCUGGAUUAGGUUGGAGGCUGGUGGUGUGGCGAAGUGGAAGGCGUAGAUUACAGUGCCCAACUGUAAGCGGAUUGUAUAGAAGGUGAAGAAGGUGAGGUAGUGUCCGCUUCAUUUCGAACGUUGUCCAAAUUAAUGGAAAAGAAAUUGAUGUCGAUGCUUCAAGGUCAAGAUUAAAGUGCAGAGGUCCCUGCCUGUGCCCAGCAAAAAGCUAAUCUGAGAGUGACACAGGUGUUCUAAGGGUACAUAUUUCAAGUAAAUUUGGCUUACUUCCAAGAA